GUGAAACUAAUAUCAAGAUUGCGCUUAUCUCUCCCAAUUACGGUUUUUGUUUUGACAGUUUUUCAACUGGUUGACAAUUCUAUGACGAACAUGGUAUGAGAGUAAACAUGAUGGAAGGUCUAAAGCGUCUGAUGGCAGGAGACAAAUCCGGACCGAUCAACAUAGGCAAUCCAGCUUAUUAAACCGGACGUGGAGAUAAAGAUUGUGGAGAACAUACCAGAUGAUCCGAGGCAAAGCUAAAGAAGUUCUUGGUUGGGAACCAAAGGUGAAGCUACGUGAAGGGCUUCCUCUUUAUGGAAGAAGUUUUUCGUCUCAGGCUUGGUGUUCUCAAGAACUGAAUUUAUCAAUACAAAGUGAUAGGUAUUUUCAAGAAUCAAGAACACUAAGAGAACA
Messenger RNA from Arabidopsis thaliana (thale cress), 393 nucleotides. Its product is annotated as UDP-D-glucuronate carboxy-lyase-like protein. The coding region runs from base 96 to 182 and encodes 28 amino acids. The transcript is spliced from 3 exons. Lineage: Eukaryota; Viridiplantae; Streptophyta; Magnoliopsida; Brassicales; Brassicaceae. The record is from RefSeq and is marked reviewed. Gene Ontology annotation, biological process: D-xylose metabolic process. Gene Ontology annotation, molecular function: NAD+ binding.